AUGCAGUCCAACCUUCCAUCCUGGAAGGACUCUCCAUUCUCUAAGAAGCAUAUCCAGAUCCCCUGGCGCUCAAUACAGCUCUUGGUACCUCACCGAUUGCGCCGCAGGCUGCGGUCCAAGCUACGGAAUCGGGGGUCGCCUGCGUCCUCCAUCUCUGCUCUACAGACUUCAUUCUCUCCUGCAGACACGCUCCGGUCGCUGCAGAACCACAAAUGGACCGUCUAUGACUUCCAGUGGCUGUUUCUCGCCAUCGUCGGCAUUUUCUCUCUGUCCAUCAUCGAGUCCCCGGGUCCUCUGGUCAAGAUCGCGGUUGCCACCACUCUCCUCACUUCAAUGAUCUUCCCUAUCACACGACAAUUCUUCCGACCGUUUAUGCCCAUCGCUGCAUAUUUAAUCUGGUUCUACGCCUGCAGAUUCAUUCCCGCCGAAUGGCGACCACCUAUCUGGGUCAAAGUCCUACCUGCCCUCGAGAAUAUCCUCUAUGGCGCCAAUCUAUCCAACAUCCUCUCGGCCCAUAAGAGCACUGCUCUCGAUCUGUUGGCCUGGUUCCCUUACGGUCUGGGUCAUUUCGGAGCUCCCUUUGUUUGCUCCGCAAUCAUGUUUGUCUACGCUCCUCCCACCACAGUCACCGUUUUCGGCUUCAGUUUCGGAUACUUGAACUUGAUCGGAGUUAUUACCCAAGUCUUGUUCCCUUGUUCCCCGCCGUGGUACGAGAACAUGUACGGGUUGGCUCCUGCAAAUUACUCGAUGAAGGGAUCCCCAGCUGGCCUGGCCCGCAUCGAUGCUCUGCUCGGUUUCGACAUGUAUACUUCAGGUUUCACCGCGUCUCCUAUGGUCUUCGGCGCGUUUCCAUCCCUUCAUGCUGCCACUUCCACCCUUGAAGCGCUCUUCAUGAGCCAUUGCUUCCCCAAGCUCACUCCUUUGUUUGCCUUCUACGCCAUGUGGUUGUGGUGGGCUACCAUGUACUUGUCCCACCAUUACGCAGUGGAUCUGGUCGCUGGCAGCUUGUUGGCCGGUAUCAUCUUCUACUUUGCGAAGGCUAACUUCCUUCCCCGUCUGCAACCGGACAAGAACUACCGAUGGGAUUAUGACUUUAUCGAGGUUGGCGAACGUCACGAUGAUUAUGAAUAUGGAAUUGCUGGCCUCAAUGGUGACGGACCCGAUAGUGAUGAGUGGACCAUUGGCUCCUCAUCUUCCGUCUCUUCUGGUUCAUUAAGUCCCACUGAGGAAAGUCAACACGCCUGGACUGAAGCAUAUUCCAACCACGAAAGAUGA
Molecule: messenger RNA, 1275 nt
Organism: Exophiala aquamarina CBS 119918
Lineage: Eukaryota; Fungi; Ascomycota; Eurotiomycetes; Chaetothyriales; Herpotrichiellaceae
Exons: 2
Coding region: 1-1275 (424 amino acids)
Biological process (GO): inositol phosphoceramide metabolic process; sphingolipid biosynthetic process
Cellular component (GO): inositol phosphoceramide synthase complex
Molecular function (GO): inositol phosphoceramide synthase activity
Source: RefSeq, a predicted model, not a curated record